AUGGGACAGAAUGUGAUAUUUACGUUGCUGGCAAUGCUUUGCUUGCAUAUCAACUUUGUUGCAUCUCUAAAAAGCUCCGUAGAUGAAUAUGCUCUUUUAGCCUUCAAAUCUCAAAUAACUUCUGAUCCAAAUAAUAUCUUGGCUAAAAAUUGGUCACAAGGAACGUCGUUCUGUAACUGGGUUGGCAUUACUUGUGGCAGUCGACAUCAAAGAGUUAGGGAGUUGAAUCUAGCAGAUAUGGGUGUAGGAGGUACUAUUGCCAAAAAAAUCGGUGAACUUUCUUUUUUGAGAUCCUUGAUUAUUAGCAACAAUAAUUUUCAUGGAUUUAUCCCUGACGAAAUUGGUAAUUUAAGUCAGCUUCAAGAAAUACAGAUGCAUAACAAUGAGCUAAAUGGUCCUAUUCCAGCAAGUAUUGGAUUUCUUGAAAAUUUACAGGAGUUAAUUCUCUCCAAUAACAAACUCUAUGGGGAAGUUCCUAAUAGGAUUUUCAACCUCUCUCUUUUGAUGAUAAUUGAUUUACAAAACAAUAGUCUCUCAGGAAGUCUUCCUCCAGAUGUCUGCAAUAAUCUACCAAAUAUGGAGAGGCUAAGAAUUUCUCUUAAUCAAAUAAGUGGUAACAUUCCUCCAAGCUUGGGAACAUGCAGGAAGCUUCAACUACUAUCUCUGGCGCACAAUAAUUUUUCUGGAAGCAUUUCCAUGGAAAUCGGAAACUUGUCAAAGAUUCAAACUCUCUAUCUAGGACGGAAUAAUUUGAUAGGUAAAAUCCCGCAUUCAAUCGGCAGUUUAUCAAAUUUGAAGGAAUUGACUAUUCAUAAUAAUAGUCUUCAGGGUCAAAUACCAGAUUCCAUCAGUAAUCUCUCUAUGUUACAAAUACUCGAUCUUAGUUACAACAGUAUUUGUGGAAGUCUUCCAUCAUCAAUAACCAAUGGGCUCCCUGAACUACAAGGUCUCUAUCUUUCUUGGAAUGAAUUGAGUGGAGAAAUUCCUGCCUCUAUUUCAAAUUUUCCUAAGCUCACUCUAUUGGAAUUAAGUCACAACUCUUUCAGUGGAACUAUUCCAAAUGAAAUUGGAAACCUAUCAGCACUUGAAUAUUUAGAUUUAUCAUACAACGGUUUCAGUGGAACCAGUCCAUAUGAAAUUGGAAACUCAUCGGCAAUUCAAUAUUUUUAUUUAGAUUCAAAUACCUUAACAGGUACAAUUCCGCAUUCAAUUGGCAGUUUAUCAAAUUUGAAGGAAUUUAUUUUGUUCAAUAACAGUUUUCAUGGACAAAUACCUGAAUCCAUCUUCAAUCUCUCCAUGUUACAAAUACUUGAUUUCGGUAUCAAUAGUAUAUCCGGCAAUCUUCCAUCAUCAAUUGCCAAUGGGCUCCCACAUCUCGAAGAACUCUAUCUAGAUAACAAUAGAUUGAGUGGAGAAAUUCCUUCCUAUUUUUCAAAUUUUUCUAAGCUUACUAUCUUGGAUCUUGGUUUCAGCUCCUUCAGUGGACAAGUACCCAUGAAUCUCGGGAAUUUACAGAACCUACAGAAGCUAGGACUUGAAAAUAAUGAGUUGACAAAUGAUCCUUCAUUGCUCGAAUUGGAUUUUCUUACUUCAUUGAAAAAUUGUAGGAAUUUGAAGAUCAUAAGGAUGGAAUUCAAUUCUUUUCAUGGAAUACUACCAAAAUCCAUGGGUAAUUGGUCAACAUCUGUUGAAUCUUUCACUGCCGAUUAUUGUGGUAUUAAAGGUAUCAUUCCUAAUGAAAUUGGUAACAUGAGCAACUUGAUCAAGUUAGACAUUGGAGGCAAUGAAUUGACAGGAACAGUCCCUGGCACAUUGGGUCAAUUAAGAAAAUUGCAAUACCUGGGACUUCGUUUCAAUAAACUAGGGGGGUCGGUACCUCUCAACCUUUGCAAUUUAGUAAAUCUGUAUUAUCUAGGUUUGAGCAAUAACAGGCUUUCUCAACAGAUACCAACUUGUUUAGGAAAUCUUACCUCUUUACGAGAAAUUUAUUUAGAUCACAACUUAUUGACUUCCACUAUCCCAGCCACACUUUGGACUAACAAGGAUAUUCAGAUUUUGAGUUUAGCUUAUAAUUUGCUGAAUGGGUCAUUGGCUUCAGAAAUUGGAAACAUUGUGAGCAUCAGAGAGUUAUAUUUAUCAGGAAAUCAGUUUUCAGGCGAUAUUCCAAGCUCCCUUGAGCAACUUCAGAAUUUGGAAAGACUAACAUUAUCGAGCAAUCAGUUACGUGGUCAUAUACCUGAGUCGUUUGGGAAUCUGAUUUCAUUGCAAAUUUUGGAUCUAUCCAAGAACAAACUCUAUGGUGUAAUUCCCAAGUCAUUGGAGGGUCUUGAGUACCUUGAGUAUUUCAAUGUUUCGUUCAAUGAACUCAGUGGUGAAAUUCCAAAUGGAGGGCCUUUUAAGAAUUUCACGUCAGAAUUUUUUGUAGGCAAUAGAGAAUUGUGUGGAGCAUCUCAAUUUAAGGUCAAGACAUGCAAAGAUAAUACAACUAGAUUGUCAAGCAAUACCAGAGUAUUGAAGUACAUUUUACUGUCAGUUGCUGUUGUAUUGAGUCUGGCCAUUAUUGUGGUUUAUGUAAUAAGACGCGGUAGCAGAAAUGCAGUUCCACCAGCUCACUCUACUUCCCCCAUCACCGUCAAGAGGAUUUCAUAUUAUGAAGUUCUAAAUGCUACAGAUAAUUUUGGUGAAGGGAAUCUGAUUGGAGAAGGCAGUAUUGGUUUAGUGUACAAAGGAAUAUUUUCAGAUGGAAUGAUUGCUGCAAUUAAGGUUUUUAAUCUAGAUUUGGAAGGUGCAAACCAAUGUUUUGAUACUGAGUGCCAAAUAUUGUGCAACAUUCGUCACAGAAAUCUUGUCAAGAUAAUUACUAGUUGCUCUAACCUUGAUUUCAAAGCCUUGGUGCUGGAAUAUAUGCCUAAUGGAAACCUCACAAAAUGGCUAUCCUCGAGCAAUUGUUUCCUAAAUAUGUCUCAAAGAUUGGAAAUAAUGAUAGAUGUGGCAUCCGCACUCGAGUAUCUACAUCAUGGGUGUCCCUUUCCGAUUGUUCAUUGUGAUUUGAAGCCCAACAACAUACUUUUAGAUGAAGAUAUGGUUGCCCAUGUUGGAGACUUUGGCAUUUCCAAGCUUUUAACUGAAGACCAAAGAAUUUCAAUUACCAAGACGUUGGGGACCAUUGGAUAUAUGGCUCCAGAGUAUGGAUCUAUAGGAUUAAUAUCAACUAUGGCUGAUGUUUAUAGCUAUGGGAUUAUGCUGAUGGAGACAUUUACCAAAAAGAAGCCUACAUAUGAUAUGUUUGUUGAUAGUGGAUGUUGA
Molecule: messenger RNA, 3306 nt
Organism: Olea europaea var. sylvestris
Lineage: Eukaryota; Viridiplantae; Streptophyta; Magnoliopsida; Lamiales; Oleaceae
Product: probable LRR receptor-like serine/threonine-protein kinase At3g47570
Exons: 7
Coding region: 1-3306 (1101 amino acids)
Biological process (GO): protein phosphorylation
Molecular function (GO): protein binding; ATP binding; protein kinase activity
Source: RefSeq, a predicted model, not a curated record